Messenger RNA from Racocetra persica, 374 nucleotides. Lineage: Eukaryota; Fungi; Glomeromycota; Glomeromycetes; Diversisporales; Gigasporaceae. The record is from the annotation of a GenBank genome assembly.
AUAUUCUUGGAUCAACGGCUCAAAUUGCUUUAGUUAUAAAUUGUCUCACGGCUGCCAUAACUCUUUUUGGAUUAUUCGUUGUCUGCUGUGGGGAAUCCGCACAAGCCUUAAAAAUUUAUUCUGGACUAUUUAUUUUGGCCGUAAUUGUUCAUUUUAUAUAUGCCAUCUAUUUCGUUUUCGUUGCUGCUUCAAACGACGUUCUGAGAUAUUACAUGGGCACUGCAAUUUCUCAAUUUGUUGGAUAUUUGUUUGGGGUUUGUUUUGCCAAGGUUAUUGUUGAUUACACUAAACUUGUUGGACUUGAACAACAAAAUGCUCAGACACCUGGAAGAGUUGAAGCUUCUAAUAUGACAAAUCAUCAAGUUGUUAAUUAA